Molecule: messenger RNA, 928 nt
Organism: Pteropus alecto (black flying fox)
Lineage: Eukaryota; Metazoa; Chordata; Mammalia; Chiroptera; Pteropodidae
Gene: MKRN2OS
Product: MKRN2 opposite strand
Exons: 4
Coding region: 138-809 (223 amino acids)
Source: RefSeq, a predicted model, not a curated record
GGUUUGGCUUUUAAAGCCGUCAAUCACAAUGACGUCACUGUUGGUCAGGUUACUCCGGCUGCUUGCAUUUGCUACCUGUGUGAUAAGGAAAAGGAAGUCACAGGAAAGCUCCCCUGCUUGCCCAGGAGGGGAAAGCCAUGCAGUACGCAGAGGUCGGAAAGCCUUUAAUUAAAUUCAACCACUGUAGGAAAUACAUCUACAGCUUCAUUGUGCCGCAAUGCUGCCCCCUCUGCCGGCAGGAAGUGGGCUCGAGGAAGCUGGAGGAAGCACCUGUUAGCAUCUCCAAUCCGUUUACCAAUGGACAUCAAGAAAAAUGUUCAUUCCUCCUCAAACCAACUCAAGGGACGUUUCUUAGGGAGUACGAUGGAAGGUCUGAUCUUCACGUUGGAAUAACCAACACAAAUGGAAUUGUGUAUAAUUACACCACGCAUGGUGUCCAGCGAGAUGAAGCAGGCUGGGAGCAAAGUGUAAGUAUCCCAUUAUUGCAGCCCAGCAUGUUUGGACUGAUGGACCAGUGGGACAAGUACCUGGAAGACUUCUCCACCACUGGGGCCUGGCUGCCUCACAGGUAUGAAGAAGACUGCCACAACUGCUACAGUUACACCCUCACAUUCAUUAACUGCAUUCUGACCACAGAAGGCAAAGAGCAACUGGACAAGAAUGAGUUCACAGAGAAAUUCGUGGUUCCGAGGACCAGGAAGGCUUCCAAGUACAUCACGCUCUACCGGGCAAUAGAGGAGCAUGGUUUCUAUGUGAUUGACCGCCCUGAUCAAGAGCCCAGCCCUCCUCCAGGGAGCGGUUUGUGCUGAGUGUGACAUAUAGGAGCAGAAGGAACAGGACAUUUGGGAGUUAUUACCUUAGUAGGUACUGGAGAUUUCUAAAUGUAUUAAACUGUUGUUAAUAAAAAAGUGUUAUGGCUUUCUUUUAA